AUGGAAAACAAGGUGUUCCAUGUUUUUUCGGCGUUACAAGCUUUUGUUUUCCUUGAUUUGCACACACUUGGGAUUUUGUCUACCUCCCAAGCAAGUGGAUUAGCUGUCCCUGAUGCUACUAUGCACCCUGUCACAUCAACCUUUAAUGUGCUGGAAUUAAUGGCAACUGGAUUGAGGAAUAGGGCACACGGUGCCACUGCUAUGAAUGAGAGAAGCAGUCGAUCACACAGUGUUGUGACUAUUCAUGUUCAUGGGACGGAUACAAAGACCGGUGGUUCUUUACGCAGUAGUCUUCAUUUGGUAGACCUUGCGGGAAGUGAAAGAGUAGACCGCUCAGAGGUAACUGGAGAUAGACUAAAGGAAGCACAACACAUAAACAAAUCUUUAUCUGCACUUGGAGAUGUCAUCUUUGCUUUGGCGCAAAAGAGUCCUCAUAUUCCCUACAGAAACAGCAAGCUUACUCAAAUCCUUCAAAGUUCUCUAGGUGGUCAAGCGAAGACACUAAUGUUUGUGCAGCUCAAUCCAGAUAUUGGUUCUUAUACUGAGACUUUAAGUACCUUGAAGUUUGCUGAGAGGGUGUCUGGAGUUGAGCUGGGUGCUGCACGGAGCAGCAAAGACGGGAGAGAUGUAAGGGAACUCAUGGAACAGGUGCUCUCAUAA
Molecule: messenger RNA, 660 nt
Organism: Ilex paraguariensis (yerba mate)
Lineage: Eukaryota; Viridiplantae; Streptophyta; Magnoliopsida; Aquifoliales; Aquifoliaceae
Source: the annotation of a GenBank genome assembly